This is a messenger RNA of Sarcophilus harrisii (Tasmanian devil), 2232 nucleotides long. RefSeq names its product transmembrane channel like 4 (gene TMC4). NCBI's taxonomy places the organism in Eukaryota, Metazoa, Chordata, Mammalia, Dasyuromorphia, Dasyuridae. The record is from RefSeq and is a predicted model, not a curated record. The transcript has 14 exons. The coding region runs from base 1 to 1950 and encodes 649 amino acids. Gene Ontology annotation, cellular component: plasma membrane. Gene Ontology annotation, molecular function: mechanosensitive monoatomic ion channel activity.
AUGCCCCUGAUCCUCUGCGCUAGUAAACAGAAACCCCCAUCCCCCUCCCCCGUUUUCUCUCCUCUCCCAUCCAUUUUUGCCAGCCCGUGCCUCUGCUCCCCUCUCCCCAGGAAGCUCCAAGCUGGCAGGCCAGCAAGGCCAGCGUCGGGCAUCCGGGGAUCCGAGGGGCCCCUGCGACUGGGCCGAGCCUGGGCUCGCUUGGCUGGAGCCCCAAAGAUUCUGGUUCCCUGGAGGACCACCCUGACAAGGAUCGGGGGCCAGUACGGGGCAGGCACCGAGUCCUACUUCACCCUACUUCGCUUUCUGCUGGGUUUGAACAUUCUGGGGGCCUUGUUCCAAGGAGCGCUGACCCUGCUGCCCCUCCUCCUGUUGGGGCCCAUCCCGGGGCCACCCUCGCAGGGGGUUCAUCAGCCCUGCGGCCCCUAUGACCCGCUGCCCCAGGGCCUUGUGGAUUAUCCCACGCUCCUCAUCAACCUGCUCUCUGGAGAGGGUCAUCUAGAGUGGUCCCCCCUCUUUUACGGUUUCUACCCCGCCCAGCUGAGCGGCGGCACCUUCCGGCUGCCAGUCGCCUACUUGUUGUCCACUUUCGUCUCCGGGCUCCUCUGCCUCCUCCUGAUCCUCCACAGGUCGGUGUCCGGACUGAAGCAGACCCUGCUGAGCGAGUCUGGGGCCCUGACCAGCUACAGCCACCGCAUCUUCUCCGCUUGGGACUUCGGGCUCCGGGGCGCGGGCCCGGUGGAGCUCCGCAGGCGCGCGCUGCGCUACGAGCUGCAGGUGGAGCUGGAGGAGGCCUCGGAGAGGAAGCGCGCCGAGGCCCGGACCCGGGCGCAGUGGGCCGGCCUGUGGGCGACCAGGAUACUGCUCAACCUGCUGGUGCUCGCCAUGCUGGGGGCGGCCUUUUACGGGAUCUACUGGGCCGUGGACCCCAACAAGGUUUUGCAGAACGUCCCUGUGGUCCUGGAGACGCCCGUCCUGAGGCUGCUGGUCGCCUAUCUGCCGUCCAUCUUUAUAUCUGCUGCUAACCUCCUCCUGCCUCCCGUCUUCGGCCUGAUCACGGGCCUGGAGGGCUACCCCCGCAGUCGCCAGCUCCAGCUCCUGCUGCUCAGGACCGUGUUUCUCCGCCUGGCCUCACUGGUAGUCCUGCUGGCGUCCCUCUGGAACGAGAUCACCUGCGGGGGCAAGCCCGAGGCCGAGGCCUGUGCCACCUGCGGCUACAACUCCGCCGAGCGCCCGUGUUGGGAAACCCGAGUGGGACAGGAGAUGUACAAGCUCCUGCUGUUCGACCUGCUGACCGCCCUGGCCAUCCCGCUGCUGGUCCAGUUCCCGCGCAAACUCCUGGGCACUGUGUGCUGCGGCCGCCUGGGCCGGCUGCUGGGCACCAUGGAGUUCCAGGUCCCGGAGGAGGUGCUGGGGCUCGUGUACGGGCAGACGCUGGUCUGGAUAGGGGCCUUCUACUGCCCCCUCCUAGCGGGGCUCAACGCAAUCAAAUUCCUGAUCAUCUUCUACCUGAAGAGGUUCUCGCUCUUCUUCUUCUGUUCUCCGGCCUCCCGCACGUUCCGGGCGUCGGCCGCGAACUUCUUCUUCCCGCUGGUGCUGCUCCUGGGCUUGGCCAUCUCGGCCGUCCCCGUGCUCUACGGCAUCUUCGUGAUCCCACCGUCCAAGCUGUGUGGCCCCUUCCGGGGCCAAGUGACCAUCUGGGCGGCCGUGCCUCACGCCAUCCAGGGCCUGCCCCGGACGGCCCGAGAUUUCCUUUUCUUCCUGGGGACCCUAAGCUUCGCUGUCCCUCUGAUGCUCGUGUCAAGCGUCCUGAUGGUCUACACCCUGACUCUGGCCAGUUCCUACGGCCGCCAGGUCUCCAAGCUGAAGGGGCACAUAAAGAUGGAAAGCAAAAGUAAAGUACUCUUGGCCCAGAGGAUUGUGGCGCUCAGCGGGGAGGAGCGGGACCUCUGAUGCCGAGAAGCCACCGGAGCGGGCUCGGGGGUCGGCGGGGAGGGGAGGGACGCCGUCCAACUCUCGCCCGCCAGGAGUGGGAGGCACGGAGACUACAGGUCCCAUGAGAUCUCGCGGCAGAAGUGCCCUAGGGCAUUCUGGGAGAAUGAAAGCCUCCUGGCCAAUCCGCCGGACAGUGGGGUGGGUUGUAAAGGUCGCCUGAAAUCCAAGCCCCGAGUUCCCAUCGGAAGCCCAGGCGUCGGAGUGCCAAGUCAAAACCCUCUUAAUAAACGUGAGCUCGUC